UAUUCCCUCCAGAUUUAUGAACCAUCUUCAUCAUGGCUACAUCCGUCUUCUCCGCCCCAGUAUCUUUCGUCAAUGAUGUCUGGGUUUGCUGCAAUUGUGGCAGUGCGAAUCUCGAUGCCAAUUGUCCUGAGAAGUGCGGUGGCAAUUGCGACCACAUUAAGUGUGGUGGGUGCUCGUCCUAGUACCACGAAUGCGAAAAGGAGGAGACCGGUUGCAUGUAACCCGUUCAGUUCACGACUCGAUUCGAACACCGUCUCCCCAGCAUCCCUUUCUAUGCCGGUCAUUCCCACUCUUCCUUCAAUCUUCGAGACCAACCCGCCCUGCUUCAGAGGUGGUAUAGACUUUCGCUUUGUCUUCUUAGCUACUCCUCUGUUACGAUUACGACUCGAUCCCACAUUUUACUUCGACUGAACUCCUUCGAGCUCGCACCACGCUGUCCCGAUUGUUACUUUUAUAUCAUCUUUUUGUCUCCUACCCCGUUCAUUUAGUCAUCCUAUAGCAAUUUAUUCUCCUCUGGAGCAAAUCAAGCUUCAUAUUGGCAUUAUUCCG
Eremomyces bilateralis CBS 781.70 is the source of this 549-nucleotide messenger RNA. RefSeq lists its product as uncharacterized. NCBI's taxonomy places the organism in Eukaryota, Fungi, Ascomycota, Dothideomycetes, Eremomycetales, Eremomycetaceae. The record is from RefSeq and is a predicted model, not a curated record. Bases 73 to 411 code for a protein of 112 amino acids. The transcript is spliced from 2 exons.